CUCGAUUACGAGAUAAAAGAAGGUGACUUAGAUGUUUGGGAAACCGAACCUUAUUUCUAUUCCUCGACUGAGCAGAAAGUAAAGUGCACUGUGAGUAGAUCUCGUCUAUUCUUUCCUGUCAGUGUGCAGUGUCUCUCGCAGAAUUCUUAAAUUCAUAUUCGAGGCCGCUCAUCCCCAUCGAGAUUGCACCAGAAUGUCAAGUGUUUGGCAGAAAGAGGAUUCCUCUUGGGCAGAUCCUUCGCUUCUCGUUGGUCUGCCCAUGGCCGUCAGAGCUGCUCUCAUGCUCAACGUACCGAAGAUCAUAGAUUCAGCGUACCCGAAGCUCUCAUUAUCAGCGGAAGAGAUUUGCAAGCAUGUGCCCACUACUAGAGAGCAUACUCCAAAAUCUGAGAAUCUUGAGAAAAUCCUGGACUGGCUUUGCUGCAAUGGAAUUUUCUCUUUAAUCAUCGAGGAAGGAGACGAUGGCUCGAAAGCGAAAAGAUAUGCACACAGUCCCAAAUCUCGAUGUCUUUCCCGGGAUCACACCGCCGACAUGUUGCUUAUGUACACUUCUCCAGAGCUGACCAGAGUGUGGCCUCACGCACAUGAGAUCGUGCUCAGUCCUGACGUUUCUCCCUUCGAGAUCGUCACAGGAAAGAACAUGUACACAUACCUCGCAGUGGAUGCUCCACAAGUUCAAAAAUUGUACGUGAGAGGGCUAAAUGCAACAGCUAUUCCAUCGCUGAGUCUACUCGAGAAGUACGACGAGACUUUCAAGGCUUUGAAGGGUCGAGUGGUGGAUGUAGGAGGCCAGGAAGGAACAAUGUGUGCAGGGCUCGUGGCCAAAUACCCCCACCUGCAAUUCGUCAACUUCGAUCAGCCGGAAGUGGUCAGAGGAGCUCCACAAAUCCCUGGAGUAGAGCAUGUCGGCGGCAGUUUCAAAGAAAGCGUGCCGGAGGGAAACCUGUUGAUCAUGAAAUUCUGCCUGCUGAAUUGGGACGACGAGACCUGCAUCGGAAUUCUUACGAAUUGCCGGAAAGCCCUGCCAGUGGCCGAGGGCGGGAAGAUGCUUAUUCUGGAGAGACUGGACAGAUCUACAGAGGCAACGGAUGCUCACAACGAGGUCGCCAGGACCGGAUCACUGUGGUCCAAUUUCCAUGGCACGGUGUUGUUGAGUGGAGCCAGGACGAGAACGGUGGAACAGUUCAGGAGACUGGCAUUGGCAGCAGGCUUUUCGCAGCUAGAAUUCGUGAACCACUGUCCUGGUUUUGAUCUCCUGGAAGCAAGCCUCUCACCCUCUGGACACUCGCAAUAGUUGUUCUUUGGAUAAUCUCGUCGACCCGGACUGCUCUUGUUCGCUCCAUGAGUCAGUAGUACUUGACUGCAGCAACAGUCGAAGAAAUCAUCGGAGCUAUGAAAAUGGUUGUGAACAUUUUAUGAUUGUGAUCUUGGUGGUAGAUAUCCGUUUCGUAAUUUUGUACUAGGUAAGUGAUUGACGGACUGUCACGUGUAAUCAUAGUUUUGCCUUCUCUUGAAAUGGUUUCAGUUUCGAUUCACAUAACCCGUUGAGCAAUGUUAUAAUUUGUUGUUGAUUUCUUGCAGUCCUGAGUACUCAUGUAGAAUGGAUAUUAC
This is a messenger RNA of Marchantia polymorpha subsp. ruderalis, 1611 nucleotides long. The record is from the annotation of a GenBank genome assembly. Lineage: Eukaryota; Viridiplantae; Streptophyta; Marchantiopsida; Marchantiales; Marchantiaceae.